AUGAGCGAGCGGCUCUAUUAUUUUGUGAUCGUCGGACGAGAUGACCGUGUUCUCUACGAUCUCUUGUAUCCGGCAUCGCUCUCCGAGCUGGACUGGAGAACGAGCUCAGAGCUCUCGAGUCCGGCAGAGCGUGGAGACUUCGAGCCCCAUCAUUUCAUACCGAGCAUCCAGGUUCUCCUGCAGUUCGUUGCCUACAGCGCUCUGGACCAUAUCGAGGAGAAAUAUUGGUUAACCUCGGCCCGAAGUUUGAAGCAUAUCUUCCGAUUCCGUGACUGGUCUGCAUCGGUUCAGCUCACGCCGAACGCAGCCACGCGCUUCGUAUUAGUGCAUGGGGCUAGCGACGAUGCGUCACGGAACGUACGGGCGUUUCUGCACGCCGUGUACGAGGCCUAUGUGCCUCAUGUGGUGUGCAACCCAUUCCAAGAAGAGGAUGCACCGAUUACGAGCAAGCGGUUCCACGAAGUGGCUAAAAAUCUCGCAAAGCGCUACUUCUCCGGUUAG
Cyanidioschyzon merolae strain 10D is the source of this 501-nucleotide messenger RNA. Its product is annotated as similar to sedlin. Bases 1 to 501 code for a protein of 166 amino acids. The record is from RefSeq and is a predicted model, not a curated record. Gene Ontology annotation, cellular component: cytoplasm; TRAPP complex; nucleus. The transcript has a single exon. Gene Ontology annotation, biological process: endoplasmic reticulum to Golgi vesicle-mediated transport. NCBI's taxonomy places the organism in Eukaryota, Rhodophyta, Bangiophyceae, Cyanidiales, Cyanidiaceae.